Hypanus sabinus (Atlantic stingray) is the source of this 6694-nucleotide messenger RNA. It is a transcript of the gene pdcd11, whose product is annotated as programmed cell death 11. The coding region runs from base 731 to 6193 and encodes 1820 amino acids. NCBI's taxonomy places the organism in Eukaryota, Metazoa, Chordata, Chondrichthyes, Myliobatiformes, Dasyatidae. Gene Ontology annotation, biological process: rRNA processing. Gene Ontology annotation, molecular function: RNA binding; protein binding. Gene Ontology annotation, cellular component: small-subunit processome; nucleus; nucleolus. The record is from RefSeq and is a predicted model, not a curated record. The transcript has 37 exons.
GCAACACACAGGUGCUGGAGGAAUUCAGCAGGUCAGGCAGCAUUCAUGGAAAAGAAUAGAUAAACACAAUAAAGGAAAUAAACAGCUGACUUUUAUUUGUUUUUCCUCUCAUUGGGUGUUGGUCCUUUUUUUAAAUUGCUUCUUCCGUGUUUCUUGUUUUGUGCAAGCAGACCAAUCUGAGCUGUAUAAUUUAUACAUACUUUCAUAAUAAACUUUUCUUUGAUUUUGAACAUUUCGGGCCAUGACCCAAAUAUAGAUGGUCUGGUCAGUUGGGCAGCAAAUGAGAAAUGAAAUUUAAUUCAAAAGAGCAAGGUAAAAUAUUAGCGAGGUAGAUCGGGCAAAAAAUAGGCAAAACACAGGUUCUUGAACGGUGUAAAGGAACAGAGAGAAUGCAUACCCAGAGAUCCUCGGGUCUGAUCAAUAAGUCAGUUAAAGGAGCAUACAGGAUUCUUUCAUUUCUUCAUCAAGUACAAAUACGAACAGAAAGGUUGUGUGAAACGUUACACAGCCUGAGCACUCGUGCAUUCCGGGUCUGCAGGAUAGAGAUGGGAUUGCAUUGGAGAGGGUGUAGGGGGAUUUGUGAGGACGCCACCGGGAUGGAACACUGUCGUCCACAGGGAACGAUUCGGGAUGGAAACGUCCAGAGGAAUUAAAUCGACUUGACGAACUGCUCUGCCCUGUCAUCAAGCAUCGGUAGGGCUCCGUCCCUCAGGUGCUGACAAUUGUUGUAAUGGAGGAGGACUUCCCCCGCGGGGGGAUACAGAAGAAGCCCACUGCGAGAGUCAGCAAAAGCAAUGAGGGAGAGGACAACUUGUUUCAGUUGUCAGCGUCUGAACAGCAACCAAAGCGUCCUAAAGUAGAAAAACAGAAAAAAGAGGUUGGUGUUGAAAAAAAGAAGUUGAAGGAAGUCCAAGGCCUGGUAUCUCGCAAGAAGCAGACAGAGGAGGCAGGGAUCCUCACAUUUAAGAAACUGACUGUUGGAACCCUGCUGCUCGGAUGUGUGAAGGAAGUGACUGACUUUGAACUUGCCAUCGGUUUACCCCACGGGCUCACUGGCUACGUGAGCCUCACCAGCAUCUGUGAUGCACUUACCCAGACCUUGAGUGAGCAGGUCAAUGAGGACCUGUCAGAGGAUCUGACUGCUCUCCCGGACUUGUACAGCCCCGGAAUGAUCGUACGGUGUAUCAUUUCUCAGCUCGGGGCAACAAAAACAAACCGCCACAGCUUGAAGCUCUCCAUUAACCCCAAGGAGGUGAAUGCAGCUCUGUCAGCGGGGAUGUUGCGGCCAGGAAUGCUGCUGUCUGGUUGUGUGUCCAGUGUGGAGGAUCAUGGGUAUUUGAUUGACAUCGGAGUCAAAGCCACCAAGGCCUUCCUCUUGCACCAGAAAGCCCGGGAUUAUAUUAAGAGCAGGAACCAAGGACACCCACUUCAUGUUGGUCAGUACCUGAACUUCCUGCUGGAGUCAGUCAAGGACAAUGGCCGGUUUGUCCAGCUUUCGGUCCGAUCAGCAGAUGUUGCUGCAGCAACGGCCACUGAUGAUCAGAAGUGGAGCCUGAAUAGCUUGCUGCCUGGAUUGGUGGUGAAUGCUGAGGUUCAGAAGGUGAAUCCUCACGGUCUGGUUCUGCAGUUCCUCUCUGGCAUGUUGGGCAACGUUGACUUCAGGCACCUAGACCCACAGAAAAUCGGGACCUACCACGUGGGUCAAAAGGUGAAGGCCUGUGUGCUGUACGUCCAGCCGGAUACCAAGUCUGUUCACCUGACCCUUCGGCCCAUCUUCCUGCAGCCUGGGGCCCCGGUGCGGCAGCCGGGUGGGCAGAACAUUGGAGAGGUCCUGGAGCGGUGCACGGUGCUGUGCUACCACAAGGGUGCUGGUGUCACCUUUCGGCUGGAGAACGGGUCGUUUGCCUUCUCGCGUGUGUUUCACCUUUCUGACACGAAGAUGACUUCGGCUGCCAGCGUUUUCAGGAAGGGCACCAAGCACCAGUGUCGGAUCAUCGACCAUGCACCCAUGGAGCAAAUGGCCCUGGUGUCACUGAAACAGACCAUUAUUGAAGCCCCAUUUUUGAGGUACCACGAUAUCGUCCCAGGACAGAUGAUUGAGGGUACGGUCGCCUCCCUGGAGAAAUUUGGGGUCCUUGUGAAGCUGACAGACCACAUCCGGGGUCUGGUGCCUCGAACACAUCUGGCAGACGUCCCACUGAAGCACCCAGAAAAGAUGUACAGCGUUGGAGACAAAAUAAGGUGCAGGGUGCUGAAGGUAAAUGCUGAGACCAAGAAGGUUACUUUGACUCGGAAGAAGACAUUGGUGAAGUCGAAGCUCCCCGUGAUUGCAUGUUACGCGGAGGCUGUGCCCGGGCAGUCAGUCCAUGGUUAUGUUGUAUGUGUGAAACCAUUCGGCUGUAUCGUCUGCUUCUAUGGCGACGUUCGAGGUCUGGUCCCACGGAAUGAGUUGAGUGUCGAACCCCCACCCUUCCCUGAGAAGGUCUUCUACGUUGGCCAGGUUGUGAAGGCCACAGUCCUGAAGUGUAACCCAGACCAGGAGAAGCUGCUGCUGUCUCUGAAAGCCCGUGGCGAUGCUCAUGGGCAGGAACUGGGAACCAGAGCGGUCAGCAUUUCCCAGGAACGUGAAGGAGCUGCUGGGUACCCGACUGGCAAGAUUGUUGAUGUGAAAGUGUUGGUGAAGGCAAAGGACGGGCUGGAGGUCUCCAUCUUACCCGAGCAAGUGGCUGCCUUCCUGCCCACAACUCACCUCUCGGACCACGUGAGCAACUGUCGGCUUCUGGCGGAGCGACUGCAAGUGGGCGACGUCAUCCCUGGUGUCAUGUGCUGGAGCCAGGCCUCCAAUCGGAUUAUUCUUUGCAGAAAACCAGCGUUACUGGCUUUUAUUGAACAAGGAGCCGUAGCAAAGGAUUUUACAGAGCUCCAGGUGGGGAUGGUCAUGACAGGAAUGGUGAAGAACAUUAUGCCAUACGGAGUGUUUGUGGAAUUUGCGCACAGACUGGUCGGCCUGGCUCCCAAAGCCGCCAUGUCUGAUAAGUUUGUCACCAACACUGCGGACCAUUUUGCGGUGGGACAGACGGUGGUUGCCAUGGUGACGAAUCUGGAUGAGGAGAAGAGGCGAGUCCUGCUGACUCUGAAAGUUGCGGACUGUGGAUCUGGGGACACUGCUCGAGAGAGUCUUGCCCUCUUGAGCCAGUACCUGACAGAGCUGGAUUUCAUCAGGGCCUUUAUGGGCCGGAGGGAAUCUGCAGUUGUUGCUAAUCUGAGCCGCCUGGUUACUGGACAGAAGCUGAAACUCACCGUGGAUGCAGUGAAGUCUGACGGGACAGCACUUUUCACUGGCGAGCAGGUUGCUGGGCUGACUGUUACAGCCAGUCGCUAUCACCAAGGGGAGGCACCUCUGACCCCUGGGCAACAGUCAGCAGCGGUGGUGCUCUUCAUCGAUCUCCUCUCCUCUACAGUUCAUGUUUCACUCCGCCCGGAACUGCUGAGUGCACGUGUCAAAAAGCAGCAGAAGGGAGCUCCAUCGCAGUCGGCGGUGGUGCAGUUUGUGGCAUCAGACGUCGCUGUCGCAUCUCUGUCAGGCUCCUCGCAGCUCACCUUCAUUCCCAUCGCCUCCCACCUAAACGACACAUUCCACUUCGACUCGGAGAAGCUCUCCGAAGGGCAGACAGUGUCCGUGAAGCUUCAGGCAGGUGGCAGGGAGCAUCAGGGCAUCCCGCUGUCCAGCCGGGGACCUGGUAAACGCCGGCGGCCAGACCGAGACUACGAGCCUCCGGAUCGGGCGGAGGAGGCAGCCCCCCAGGUCCAGCAUACUCUGUGCGUCGGCAGUGUCGUCAGUGGGACCGUGAAGUCGGUGCGGCCGACCUGCCUCUUCGUCACGUUGCCGGACGGGGUGACCGGCUUCGUUCACGCCUCAGAGAUCCUCGACCACGUCUCUGAAGGAACGGUUCCAACGUCGAGCCUGAAAAUCGGCAACACGGUGACCGCAAAGGUCAUUGGAGCCAAAGAGACAAAGUCCCCCAAGUUUCUGCCCAUCACACACUCGGGUUUCACAGUCAAUCAGCCGGUGCUGACUCUGCGACCCAGUAAACUGUCAGAGAAGCGUACCGCCGUACCACAGGAUGAGAAGCUGGUGGACAGGCUGCAGGCCUUCAAGCUCGGACAAGUACUGACCUGCUACGUGUACAGGUACUACAGUGCCAAGCAGUGCCUGGAUGUUGAAGUGACCCACGAUAUCCAUGGGAAUGUCGAGCAGCUGUUGCUGUCCCUCAGUCACAAGUGUAUGAAGCACCCUCAGCGAGCAUUCCAGCCCGGUCAGGCGCUGACUGCAACGGUGAUCGGCCCAGAUAGUACAGGGGCGAGGCUCUCUCUUUCACUCACAGGUCUGUGCUCGCUGGAUGAAGGGUCAGUGACUCUGGGCACCAUUAAAAAAGUCCUCCCGGGCAUUGGGGUAGUCGUUGGCCUGCCCCUCGGGAAGACCGGCCGGGCAGGGUUGUGCGACCUGGCGGAUUCGUACAGCGAGUCGCCGCUGGAGGGACUCGUCCCAGGCAGCCUUGUCAGGUGUUGUGUUAUUUCCAAAGAUAAGAAUCAGCUCGGAGUUUCUCUAAGGAAAUGCAGGGUUUUCCCUGAAAAGAAGCCGUCGGUGAGCGAUCCAGAGAUUAUGUCCGUCAAGCACCUCCGGAAGGGGGCAAUCCUAAGGGGUUAUGUCAAAGACGUCGGAGAGCUUGGAGUUUUUGUCAGCCUCUCAGCCUCCUUGUCGGGCCUCGUUCAGUAUCAACACGUCACUGACUACUUGGUCAACGAUAACCGACUCUAUCAGGAACAUAUCCCAAAGGGAAAACUGGUGACAGUCAAAGUACUGAGCACCACGGACCAGCACGUGGGACUUUCACUUCUCCCUCGAGACACGAAGAAGCCGGACCUGCUACCGGCGUCGCUUGGCUUGUUGUGCAAGGAGAUGAAUGAAGCUGAGGUGGAGGUGGCUGAGGUCGGGAAACGCAAGCGGAGAGAUUCGGAGAGGGACCAGCCGCUCUCCAAAAAGUUGAAGACAACGAAGAAACGGUGUUUGGAGGAGCGUAAUAGAGGAUUAGGUGCCUACUUUCGGGAGGAAGAAGGGGAGAGCGAUGGUGACGUUAAGGAGCAGCCGAAACCGAAGGCGCCCAGACUGCAGCUGUCCGGCAGCUUUGCCUGGGGUGCGAGUUUAAGCAGCAUAGCCCCCGCGAUGAAGGGAAAGGAAGACCUGAGCUCAGACAGUGAGGAGGAACAGGGCGCGGACACUGAGCCCAGACUGAGCAGGAAGGAGAAGGAGACAAGGAAGCGGCGGGCUGAGAAGGAGCUGGAACAGACAGAGCAACAGUUGAUGGACCCCACCCGGCAACCGCAGACUGCAGACGACUUCGAUCGCAUGGUCCUCAGUUCCCCCAACAGCUCCAUUGUCUGGAUGCAGUACAUGGCGUUCCACCUGCACGCCACCGAGAUCGAGAAAGCACGAGCUGUGGCUGAGCGAGCUCUGAAAACCAUCUCCUUCAGGGAGGAGCAAGAGAAGCUGAACAUCUGGGUAGCUCUGCUCAACCUGGAGAAUCUCUAUGGCACAGAGGAGUCACUGGCCAAGGUGUUUGAACGGGCUGUACAGUACAGUGAACCCCUGAAAGUCUUCCAGCAACUGGCCAACAUCUACACCAGGUCUGAGAAGUACAAGCAAGCAGAUGCCUUGUACAAUGCCAUGCUGAAGCGGUUCCGUCAGGAGAGCACCGUCUGGCUGAGCUAUGCCGCCUUUCUCCUGAAGCAGGGCCGCGGCGAGGGCAGCCAUACCCUGCUGCAGAGAGCUCUCAAGUGUCUACCAAAGAAAGAGCAUAUUGAUGUUAUCGUCAAGUUUGCACAGCUGGAUUUCCGACUGGGUGACGCAGAGCGGGCGAAGGCUUUGUUUGAGAACACAUUGAGUAGCUACCCGAAGCGCACGGACCUGUGGUCGGUCUACAUCGACAUGCUGGUGAAGUUUGGCAGCCAGGAAGAAGUGAGGCACCUCCUGGACAGAGCUGUGACCCUCAAGGCAGCUCCUAAAAAGAUCAAGUUUUUCUUCAAGCGCUACCUGGACUAUGAGAAGAAGCACGGGAAUGCAGAGCGCAUACAGGCGGUGAAGGACAAGGCGCUCGUCUACGUGCAGUCAAAGACCUCUUUGGAGGGUAGUUAGCCGGCUCCACAGCCGGCCUCUUGUACAGUGGACGAUGGGUGGUGGGAGAGAGGUGGAGGCUCUGGGAGGACAGUGAACUAUGCCCCCUCAUCUAUUCCUCUGUGCCCCCUCCCGCUGAUGAGCUGCAGCUCAAGUUGUGUGUGGGGGGGGGGGGGGGGGUGUCAUGUAUGAAGUCUGCUUCAGCGGUGCACAGCGCUGCAGGAACCUGUGGCAAGUGCCACCAUGGUGGUGUAGCUGGUCACCCCCCCCCCCCCCCCCCACUCCUUGGUAGGGAGGUGCUUCCUGGAGUGGUACAAGCCAUCACCCUGGGCUGAAGCUUCGGAUGGGGCUGAGUGGGCAUCAGUGGACCUCCGUCUCAGCCCAUGAGAGGGCUCCAGGGUGCAGUGUGAGUCUGUUCACCUCCCCAACAGCAGCUCCACAUACAGAGCUCAAACCAUGAGGAGCCAAGGGUCAUGAACUCCAUAUGGUGAUUGUAAUAAAGCUGAUUUUUGUGGUUUUUAA